Molecule: messenger RNA, 1302 nt
Organism: Thlaspi arvense
Lineage: Eukaryota; Viridiplantae; Streptophyta; Magnoliopsida; Brassicales; Brassicaceae
Source: the annotation of a GenBank genome assembly
GAGAAGCCCAAACAAUAAUGGGCCUUUCUCGAUGAAACGACUUCGUUUCAGUACCUGCCAAUUGUGCUCUGCCAGAAUCAUCAUCAUCAUCACCAUCAGUCGGAUUCCUGAAUUCUGGUAAAAACAAAAAUUCUCUGAGAAGACACUCUAAUGGCGCCUCAGCUUCUCUCCUCCAGUAACUUCAAAUCUCUGUUUGACUCUGUCGACACUUUCCUCUUUGACUGCGAUGGUGUUAUAUGGAAGGGUGAUACGCUCAUCGAUGGCGUCUCUCACACUCUCGACUUACUCCGCUCUAAGGGUAAAAAUGUGGUGUUUGUGACCAACAAUUCGAUGAAAUCAAGGAGGCAAUACGCUGAAAAAUUCCAAUCCCUGGGUCUCGUUUCUGUUACUCAGGAUGAGAUCUUCUCUUCAUCAUUUGCGGCAGCUAUGUACCUCAAAGUUAACAAUUUCCCCAAGGACAAGAAGGUUUAUGUAAUUGGCGGAGAGGGUGUUCUUGAGGAGCUGCAGAUUGCUGGUUUUACAGGUCUUGGUGGUCCUGAAGACAAUGAAAAGAAGGCACAAUGGAAAUCAAACACUCUCUUUGAACAUGAUAAAAGCGUGGGAGCAGUUGUGGUUGGACUAGACCCUAGCAUAAACUACUAUAAGCUUCAGUAUGGGACACUCUGCGUACGCGAGAAUCCUGGAUGUCUUUUCAUUGCGACCAAUCGUGAUGCAGUAGGACAUAUGACGGAUUUGCAAGAGUGGCCUGGUGCUGGUUGUAUGGUUUCUGCGAUGUGUGGUUCAACUGAUAGAGAACCAAUAGUGGUCGGGAAACCAGCUACUUUCAUGAUGGACUUUCUGAUACAGAAAUUUGGGACAGAGACGUCAAGAAUGUGCAUGGUGGGUGAUAGGCUAGAUACUGAUAUCUUGUUUGGUCAGAACGCUGGCUGCAAAACUCUCCUUGUCCUAUCAGGGGUGACAAGUGAAUCGAAUCUACUAGACAAGGGGAACAAGAUUGAGCCAGACUAUUACACAAGCACGGUCUCUGAUAUCAUCAAACUGAUAUAGUCCCCCUAGAAAGUAAGGGCAUCAUCAUCUUGCUUCACCCUGAAACAGUAAUUUAUAUCCGCAAGAUGAAAUUUCUGAUUUUUGUUUUGGCUCUCUCUGUUAAUGAUCAAUGUGGUGAUCCAUCCAUCAUCAGAAAACAUGGCCUGCUAGUUUUAAUGAAAGGCUGAGUUGUUGAAUACAUUUGUUAUUGUUUCUGAAUAAAGAAUCUGAAAUAUUUGAAUGAUUGAAUAACAACAAAUACGGUUUUCAUGGAAA